Molecule: messenger RNA, 2771 nt
Organism: Haliotis rubra (blacklip abalone)
Lineage: Eukaryota; Metazoa; Mollusca; Gastropoda; Lepetellida; Haliotidae
Exons: 4
Coding region: 1-969 (322 amino acids)
Source: RefSeq, a predicted model, not a curated record
AUGUCUGUUUGUAGGACUGAGGACAAUGGACACUAUUUGGAACAGCUCUGUGUCAUGGCAUUAAAUCAUUGUUCACUGACUGUAUCUGUGUCCAUUGUCUGGAUAGGCUGCAGUGUUGAACAAAUCAGUGUCCCCUGUCUGGCAUUAGUGUCAUCUGUCCAAAGUAUUGCUGGCAUCAGUGUUCACUGUCUGGACAGGCUGCAGUAUUGCUGGCAUCAGUCCUCACUGUCUGGACAGGCUGGACUAUUGCUGGCUUCAGUGUUCACUGUCUGGACAGGCUGCAGUAUUGCUGGCAUCAGUCCUCACUGUCUGGACAGGCUGGAGUAUUGCUGGCAUCAGUGUUCACUGUCUGGACAGGCUGGAGUAUUGCUGGCUUCAGUGUUCACUGUCUGGACAGGCUGGAGUAUUGCUGGCAUCAGUGUUCACUGUCUGGACAGGCUGGAGUAUUGCUGGCAUCAGUGUUCACUGUCUGGACAGGCUGGAGUAUUGCUGGCUUCAGUGUUCACUGUCUGGACAGGCUGGAGUAUUGCUGGCUUCAGUGUUCACUGUCUGGACAGGCUGGAGUAUUGCUGGCUUCAGUGUUCACUGUCUGGACAGGCUGGAGUAUUGCUGGCUUCAGUGUUCACUGUCUGGACAGGCUGCAGUAUUGUUGGCAUCAGUGUUCGCUGUCUGGACAGGCUGGAGUAUUGCUGGCUUCAGUGUUCACUGUCUGGACAGGCUGGAGUAUUGCUGGCUUCAGUGUUCACUGUCUGGACAGGCUGGAGUAUUGCUGGCAUCAGUGUUCACUGUCUGGACAGGCUGGAGUAUUGCUGGCUUCAGUGUUCACUGUCUGGACAGGCUGGAGUAUUGCUGGCUUCAGUCCUCACUGUCUGGACAGGCUGGAGUAUUGCUGGCUUCACUGUUCACUGUCUGGACAGGCCGGAGUAUUGCUGGCUUCAGUGUCAUCUAUCUGGAGUAUUGCUGAAAUAAUGUUCUCACACACUCAUCAAGUCACUCCAUUCCUGUUCAGAUCAUUAUUCAUCUUCAUCUCAUUUGUACAAACAUACUCUUCUCUUCAUCUUUCCAAGGUGUAAAUAUCCAUUGAAUAAAAAGGGCAUUGUAUAGCACAGAUGUAUAUUUCUCCUCAUUGCUGUAUAUAUAACAAAUGGCCUGGAGAACCAUGUCCAGCUGGUGUAACAAGCCAUUCUAUGCAGUAUUUGGAUGAAUGAUAGCCAUGAAUGAUCAAGUGACAAGAUUGCAUCUCCAAUCUCCCUGUCACUCGUCUCCCACCAGAAACCACAGGCCCCCACUGCGGGUCAGAAAAUCGAUAAACUAGGCCCCGGUUUAGUAUCAACACCCCCUACUAUAUAUUAUAUAGUAGGGGGUGUUGAUACUAAACCGAUAGUGCCUAUCUUAUCGGUAGUAGCAAAUAUUCAAUAUGUAUUAUAGGUAGGGGUGUUGAUGACUACACCCCUACUAUAUAAUACAUAUAGUAUCGAUUUCUGACCCGAGUGGGGGCCUGUACCAGAAACUGCUGAUGGGUUCCUACCACCUACUCUACAAGGGGGCUGGUUUGAUCAGCUUUGUGUACUCUACUAUGUUGGCACUGUUACACAGAUAUACCACAUAACAGAAUUGAUAUUGUAGAAAAGUUAUCCCUUACGUUUUGUUUGUAACACAAUGCAUAACUGGUUCAUCUGUACAUGGAUCAUAUCAUACCCAUGCUUCUCUGAGGAGUUUUUAGAGAGUAAUUAAACCCAAGCUGACUGAAGCAUGUAUCUCAAAGUAUAUGAAACGUUUUGUUGGCCUUUUGGUGAGAAAUGACUCCUGCCAUAUAGUUAGUUUAUGCUGAAUACUGAGAUCAGUGAUUUGUCUAUACACAUUGUUUCUGUAUAUCACACAGCUGUUUAGGUUCCCAUUGGAAUUUGGUUUGAAUAUGUUUGCAUUUUAUCUUGUGUGUCAUUUUUUGUGGUGCAGUUAGUUUCUGUUGCCUUGUUGCGUGUAUGGUCCCUGUUGAUCUCUGUUACUAGAACACUGCCUAGGAGGUGGUGAGUAUUGGUCACAGUACCUGAUGAUGAUGAUGAUGAUGAUGAUGAUGAUGAUGAUGAUGAUGAUGAUGUAUUUAAGAUUUCAUUUGUGCUUCCCAACAUAAUGCCAUUUCUGCUUGGAAAAAUAAAGUUAGGGAUAGAGAGGGAGCAGCCUGAGAAGGUUGGGUUUUAGGAAUGUACAUUUAGAUUUUGAAUUUUGGAAUUUUAACAGGUUUAAGGGGAAGGAGGAAGCAGUGGAUACAAUACCAGCACUGGUGGAAUAUUUGUAUUGAGCUGCAAUCCUGAUGUGUAUGCAUGGAGGUGUUGUACAAAGAAUGUCAGUAAGUUUAGGGCAGGGCUGUCAUGUCCAUGUAUGUGGAGCAGGGCUGAGUGAGGUUGGAGAACAGGGUCCAUUGUUGCAUCAUCAGUCACUGUUAAAUUAUUUUAAUAGCAUUUAGAAGUGAUUCACAUAAAGGGGUAAAUUGUAUGGAUGUCAAUUGUCUAAUAUGAGGAAGACAACUUUUCGGAGUAUGAUUUUAUAAGUUCAUCAGGUAAAUGAUUCAGCUCAAGCCUCAAGGAGUAACAAUGUAGUUGGAAAAGCUGUUUUCCUCAUAUUACAGAAGUUGACAUCCAUAACAGUUCUUCCUUUAUCAGUCACUGUGUCUCCAGUCCACACCUACUUCUUUAAUUUUAUAUGAGCUGAUGUUAAUGUCACUUGUUGAAAUAUUAUGUCAAAUGACCCAUUUAAUAAAUGUUUUGUUGAUA